AUGUCACAAACGACGCUUGUUAAAACUAUGGAUAUUUUAUUUACAAAUAAAAUGCUAAAUCCAUCAAGGUUUUUACGUUAUGUUUAUAGAAAUGACUGUCGAUAUCAAACCACAGGACAAGUCAAACAAGGAUCUAAAAUAAAAACUGCUAGUUCUGUAUACAGAAGCAUGAAUAUCUUUGAUAGAAAAGCGAAAAUACUGCAGAAAGAACGGGCUGCCCAAUGUGAGGAUUAUGAAUUGGCUGAAUAUAUAAAGGAAGAGGUUGGUUGGAGAACAGCUGAUCGAGUUUUCGAUAUAAAAAGAACGUUCAAAAAUGCAGUAGAAUUAGGGGCUGGUCGAGGAUAUGUGUCUCGUCAUUUUCUUCCGGACAGUGUUGAAAAAAUAACCCUCUGUGACACGUCACAAACACAUCUGAAUAAAGCUAUAGUUGGCGAUGGAGUCAAAUUUGACAAGGUUGUUAUGGAUGAAGAGAAUUUCGAAUUUCCAGAUAAUAGCAUUGACUUACUAGUGUCAUCUUUGGCUCUGCAUUGGGUAAAUGACUUACCUGGGUGUUUCGAUAGAGUCAUGAGAUGUCUACAGCCAGAUGGUGUGUUCAUGGCAUGCGUGUUUGGUGGCGACACACUCAUGGAAUUGCGUCAAGCUUUGCAGUUAGCAGAAACUGAAAGAAAGGGUGGAAUGUCCCCUCACAUAUCGCCUUUCACUCGCAUACGAGAUAUUGGAGGUUUGCUAAAUGCAGCUGGUUUCACACUCCAAACAGUGGACGUAGAAGCAUUAACAAUAUGGUACCCUAGCGCGUGGCACUUAAUGCGAGACGUGCGUACACUGGGCGAGUCGAACGCCGCGUUGAAUCGACCGCUGCAUCUCGACCGCGACGUGCAGUUCGCAGCCGCGGCCAUUUACGACGAAAUGUAUGGAAAGGACUUUCCGGAGAAAAAUUCACGAGGUGUCCCAGCAACGUUUCAAAUAAUAAACUUCCUCGGUUGGAAACCCGAUCCGUCACAGCCGAAACCUCUAGAGAGGGGCACUGGAGAAAUAUCUCUUAAGGACUUGCACAAAAUAGACGAAAUAAUAAAAGAUACCAAUAAAGUUAAACUAAGCGAAAAAGAUAUGAAAUAA
This is a messenger RNA of Parnassius mnemosyne (clouded apollo), 1116 nucleotides long. NCBI's taxonomy places the organism in Eukaryota, Metazoa, Arthropoda, Insecta, Lepidoptera, Papilionidae. The record is from the annotation of a GenBank genome assembly.